AUGUUAUCUUCUUUUUUGAUACAAGUGAUCUCCCUAGCAACCUUUUUGGUUGCUUCCACUCCAACUCAUGCAACCGCUCCAUCGUGGGGUAAUAGCAGCUCUAUUUUGAGACAUGACACUGGAGUCUAUGGACCAGAAGUGGAAGAGUUUCACUACUAUUAUGACCAAUGGCCCAUUGGAUUGGCUGUUUCAAAGGAAGGAAGAACAUUUGUCUGUUACUCUCGUGGAAAUUUGACCUACACUGUCGGUGAGGUGGUGAACAAGACUGCCGAGAAACCAUGGCCCAACCAGGAAAUGAACCUGCCAAGACAAGGACUUUCUCAAGUUGUUGAUGAAACCCUCUUUGGUAGUACGGACGAUACUGCUUUCAUCAGUGUUCAGGCACUUAUUUUCACCCCAGAUAACACCCUUUGGGUCUUGGACACUGGACGUCCAACUAUCAACGGUACUUCGGCUUUGGCGUUGCCUGGUGGUCCCAAGUUGAUGGCUUUUGAUAUUAACAACAAUACUGUCAAACGCACAUAUACCUUCCCGCUGGAUGUGCAUUAUCCCGACUCAUACUUGAACGAUGUCAGAAUCGACCAGCGUGCGAAUGUCACUGAAAGUGGUCAAGGUAUUGCUUACUUGGUGGACUCUUCUGACCAAGGAAGAAACGGAAUUAUCAUGUUGGAUUUGGGUACCGGAGAGUCGUGGCGUCAUCUUGAUCAGCACCCUUCUGUACUUCGUGUUCCAGAAAACGUUCCUAGUUACGAAGGUAAGCCAUUCUACAUGCACUUUGAGCAUCAACCAAGAGGGUUCCAAGUCGAAGGUAUCGAUGGUAUUCAGCUCAGUGUGGAUGGUGAAACCUUGUUCUACUCGCCAAUGACCAGUAGCUACUUGUACAGUAUUCCUGCCAAGUACUUGAGAGCCAACUCCAAGAAGGAUCCAUUAGCCAACCAAAGAGCGCAGAACCACGUCAACAAUCUUGGUCAAAGAGGUGGAAUGGCCAAUGGCUUUGAAGGCGAUACCAAUGAUUUGAUUUACAUGCCAAUGCCAGAACAUAACGCCAUUUAUGUUUAUAACUCCACCAGUCUUGCUGCUGAGCCAUUUGUGAGAGACCCUCGUAUCUUGUGGCCCGACACCAUCUGUAUCGGAUUCGAUGGUUAUUUGUAUAUCAACAUUAACCAGCUUUAUUACCAGGCAGCCUGGAAUAACGGAGUUGACACCAGACAAAAACCAGGAGCCAUUCUCAGAGUUAAACUUGAAAAUGGAGGCAACAAAGUGUUGUCUUUGGUAUAG
Molecule: messenger RNA, 1278 nt
Organism: Meyerozyma guilliermondii ATCC 6260
Lineage: Eukaryota; Fungi; Ascomycota; Pichiomycetes; Serinales; Debaryomycetaceae
Exons: 1
Coding region: 1-1278 (425 amino acids)
Source: RefSeq, a predicted model, not a curated record